AUGUCUUGGCUCUGGGACUGGUUUUCUGGUGUACUAAAUUUUUUGGGAUUGGCAAAGAAAUCAGGAAAGCUUGUCUUUUUAGGACUUGAUAAUGCUGGUAAAACAACUCUUCUUCACAUGUUAAAAGAUGAUAGGAUUGCUCAACAUGUUCCAACGUUACAUCCAACAUCAGAAGAAUUAUCUUUAGGUGGCAUUAAAUUUACAACAUUUGAUUUAGGAGGUCAUGCACAAGCACGUCGUGUAUGGAAGGAUUAUUUCCCAGCUGUGGAUGCAAUUGUAUUUUUAGUUGAUUGUGCAGAUCAAGAACGAAUUGUUGAGUCUCGUGAAGAGUUACUUAGUCUAAUGAGAGAUGAACAGAUAUCUGAAUGUCCUAUUCUUAUUCUUGGAAAUAAAAUUGAUAAACCAAAUGCACUUAGUGAAGACUACUUGAAAUAUCAUUUGGGAAUUACACAAAUGACUACAGGUAAAGGAAUUAUUUCAAAGUCAGAUUUAGCUACAAGACCAUGUGAAGUUUUUAUGUGUUCAGUUUUAAAAAGACAAGGAUAUGGCGAGGGAUUUAGAUGGCUUGCUCAGUAUUUAGACUAA
Strongyloides ratti is the source of this 585-nucleotide messenger RNA. Its product is annotated as LD39266p. Lineage: Eukaryota; Metazoa; Nematoda; Chromadorea; Rhabditida; Strongyloididae. Gene Ontology annotation, molecular function: GTP binding; GTPase activity. The record is from RefSeq and is a predicted model, not a curated record. The transcript is spliced from 3 exons. Gene Ontology annotation, cellular component: COPII vesicle coat; endoplasmic reticulum exit site. Bases 1 to 585 code for a protein of 194 amino acids. Gene Ontology annotation, biological process: endoplasmic reticulum to Golgi vesicle-mediated transport; intracellular protein transport; membrane organization.